AUGAAUAAUACAAAAACUUUAUUACAAGACUUGCUACAGGACUACAACAUAAACGUUCGACCAGUGUUGAAUCAGAGUGAAGCGGUUAAAGUAAAUGUGCAAAUGUUCGCGCGAGCUAUUAAAGAGUUUGACGAAGUUAAGGAGACGUUCUCUUUUGUAGCUGCGAUAGGAGUUAGCUGGAUCGAUGAAGGAAUGGUAUGGAACCCGCUUUCAUAUGGGGGAAUUAACCAAAUCACUGUAUUUUUCAGUCAAGUUUGGGUCCCGGACUUGAUAAUCAUAAGUCCCUCUGAUGAUCUUGAAAACCUCGGCGCAAAAUGGAACCGUAUACGUUUCUAUGCCACCGGUUUGGCACAAUGGUUACCGGCUGACCUGAUACAGUCGACUUGCGCGGUUAACAUGAGAAACUAUCCAUUUGAUUCGCAGUCGUGUACGACUUCAUUCACCACACUUGGGUACACAGGGGAUGAAGUCGUGGUUGAAGCGACUUCUCCAAAAAUAAAUAUAAGCACUUUCCAAGAGAACGCAAUGUGGGAUGUCGUCGACACAUCUGCCUUAUCCACAAAAGCCGGAGUGUCGUGGCAAGUUGAUUUCAUCUUCCAUUUAAAGAGGAAGCCAUCAUUUGUGAUCAUCAACGUCAUUUUACCAAUAUUGUCCUUAAGCCUGCUUAACGUCUUGGUUUUCUUACUCCCCAUCGAAUCCGGCGAACGAGUCUCUUACUGUAUUACUGUGCUGCUCUCUAUCGCGGUGUUUAUGACAAUUGUAAGCAAUUUGCUGCCCCAAACUUCUGAGCCGGUCCCGAUUAUUUCAUACAAACUUUUUGCGGAUAUGGCUAUUAGCGCACUGAUCGUUCUGGUGACGAUUUUCACUUUCAGAAUCAAUGGCAAGGAUGACGCCGAAGAAAAAGUUCCAAACUGGCUAAAGAAGAUGUAUCACUUGACAACAUGCUCAUGUUGCAAAAAUCGAAAAAUUAGCGUUGAGCAAAAUACGUCAAGAUUGUGCAUUAAAUCAAAUAAAGAAGAAUGCAUUCCAUGUAAAAAUGAAAAAGGAGUACCGAUUCUGAAAACCGAUUCAGAUUCAGAAAUAUCGCACCAGAAGUUAUCGGACGUUGUGGCCAAAGAACAAGUAACUUGGAAGAAAAUUAAUAAAAUGGUAGAUUGGAUGGCUUUUGUUUUGUUCACUGUUGCUUCUUUUUUUAGUUUUGGCGUUUACAUGGCUAUUGUUACAGUGAGAGCCGGCUGA
Molecule: messenger RNA, 1239 nt
Organism: Mya arenaria
Lineage: Eukaryota; Metazoa; Mollusca; Bivalvia; Myida; Myidae
Product: acetylcholine receptor subunit beta-type lev-1-like
Exons: 1
Coding region: 1-1239 (412 amino acids)
Biological process (GO): nervous system process; chemical synaptic transmission; regulation of membrane potential
Cellular component (GO): neuron projection; membrane; synapse
Molecular function (GO): extracellular ligand-gated monoatomic ion channel activity; transmembrane signaling receptor activity; neurotransmitter receptor activity
Source: RefSeq, a predicted model, not a curated record